AUGGCUGACGUCCCGCUCUAUGUCGUAUCCGACUACUCGUCUUCGGAAAGACGGAUCACCCCCUCAUGGUCUAUCGCUCAGCUCAAGACCAAGUUGGAGCCCAUCACCGGCAUUCCUCCUUCCUGCCAGCACAUCUUCCUCAAGACCUCGUCCAACGAUGGGAUUCCGAUCGAGGCUUCGGACGAGGAGGCGGUCUAUCUGCAAAGCUUUCCGCUAGCGCCAUAUGCUGAAUUGCAAGUUGUCGAUACGCGGCCAGCGUCUGCCAGGCCCAAUUUCACAAGCGCCGUAGGCGUCGAGAAAUUCGAGCUGCCUGAAGAGGAGUACGAGAAGAAGACGGACUCGGUCCUCGCAUGGAAGAAGGCUCAGAAGCUCGGGCGAUUCGACCCGAACGCCCCGACCCAUGAGCAGGCCAAGAUCGACGCCAUCGCCAAAGAGAUUGGGGCCCGAGGAAUCGCGGUGGGGAAGCGGUGCAGAGUUGGUGGUGACGAUACGAGACGCGGGGAGGUCAAGUACGUGGGGGGUGUCAAGGAGAUUCCGGGUAUUGGUGCCUGGGUGGGCGUCCAACUGGACGAGCCGGUUGGCAAGAAUGACGGCAGCGUGGGAGGUACGCGCUACUGGGGCGAAGAGUCGGAGCUUAAGCGUGGCGUGUUUGUGAGAGCAGAGCGGGUGGAGGUCGGGGACUUUCCUGUUCUGGAUGACCUUGAGGACAUGGAGGAGAUCUGAAGCCCAUCACCACACCAACAUAUGCGUACCAAUGGAAACCUUGACGCCGUCACCAUCUUCUGCUGCCCUUGAGGCUUGAUUGGCUCUCAUCUCGCGCCCAACACCAUCUGCCUAGUUGGCUAGUCGCAGAGGCCCGUCCCGAUGCGUUAGUGGACUGCACUCUUCCCCAGGUUCCUGAACAGCUGCGCGAAACCGCGGCAAGAUGGUGUCCCAGUCAUCCUCCAGUGACUCCGUCUUGCUCGCAAGCGCUAGCACUCCCUGAUACACUUCCCGUUAUUUUGUUGGCACCGAAAAAGCCGCCAGCUUGUAAGCAGGUGGCUGGCCCUUGAAGCCGACCUCGAGACUGCCGUUUCCCAAGCUUCUGCGCCAUUGCCGUGUUACCAACAUCUCACCGGGCUUGCAAAACUAAGUGAGAUUUUCCGCCGAGCAAAUAUCUCGUCCAAACAAGCUCCAGAAAGAUGCCAUCAAGAUAUACCAUCACCAGCUCUGGUAAAGGGGCUCAGGGGCAAUCAGGCACUGAAAACCUCGAAACGACAAAUGCGACAAAGGGAGGAUAUGUCUACUCAGGUACCGAAUUUGCAUUUAACCGCAUCUCUCACUGCGAGGUAUGGUGCAAGGGGUUGAUGGGCCCCGUAACGCCUGAUGUUCGAACUCCAUGCAGGGCAAGACGUUUACCCCUGAGUGCAACGCUGCCGUUAACAGGCCAUCUGUAGCAACCCUCUCAAAUUACCACAAAAUAUCCAUUUUGCGUCUUCGCCAUUUCUUAUGCAGAUAACUCAUCAUCACUGGAUAUUUUAUCUCUCGAAACAUCAGCUUUUCUCUCCAAUAUUGUCUUGCCAAAUAUCCUUUUUGUUGACAAGUCGGCAUUUGAUUAGUGGUAGCGCUGUCAGCAAAAACACCAAGCGUUGUUUAGCAUCUGAGACUCGGAACGUCGAUCACAGAGACAGGAUCUCAAGGAGCAAAAAGCUUCCGAGCCAGCCAAAACAUCUACGAGUCCAAACAAAAGUGUUUUCUUUCGGAUCACUUCCGAAGUAAUCGUCGUUGGAUCAGCUUCGCUUUUGUAUGCUGCGUGCAAAAAAUAGAUCCAGUUUACCUACGGCUUUGAGGCUCCACCGAACAGCGCAUUCUCUAGUUCAAGUCGUCUCCAACAAUAUACACCAUUAACAGUCAUCCAUG
This is a messenger RNA of Podospora pseudocomata, 1899 nucleotides long. RefSeq lists its product as uncharacterized. Gene Ontology annotation, biological process: cytoplasmic microtubule organization; tubulin complex assembly; post-chaperonin tubulin folding pathway. Gene Ontology annotation, cellular component: cytoplasm; microtubule plus-end; nucleus. The record is from RefSeq and is a predicted model, not a curated record. The coding region runs from base 1 to 723 and encodes 240 amino acids. Gene Ontology annotation, molecular function: alpha-tubulin binding; microtubule plus-end binding. NCBI's taxonomy places the organism in Eukaryota, Fungi, Ascomycota, Sordariomycetes, Sordariales, Podosporaceae. The transcript is spliced from 3 exons.